GGUCAUGUGACAUAGCAACGUGUUCAGUAGCAACAAGCUGCAAAACUGUAUGCAACGCAAUUUUAACGAAGCAUUAUUUUCCUCACAAAAAUGAAUUACGGAAAGACAUUUGUCAAAACUGAUGUUAAAAUAGUUUCUUACCCGCACCGGCCAAGCCAGCCUGUCUGGAGACCUGUCUCAAACUGGACUGCUCCCUCUAGCUACAGACCUAACCCCUAUAAGUGGGUCAACCCUAGUCUGAGGUCCCGCUCUGACCAGUACAAGGCUGACCUUCAGCCUGUCAGGUCUGAGCCAAAACCAGGGCCUAGUUAUUCUGCCACUUAUAGUGGUAGGCCUGCAGAUAGAGCCAGUAAUAUGGAGACAUCCAGGUCUGCAGCCCCAGCAUGCCUUCAGCAGGCUGACAUACCUGAGAGGUUAAGUGAGUCUCUUAGAUACAGAGAGACAUCAAAGGCCUCAAGGUCUAAGGACCGAUCUCCUCCUCCCAAGAGAUUCAGGGGAGACUUCAUUGUGCUGGAUGAGUACAGCAGUGAAAGUGAUACCUCCCUGGCAACCAGCUCUGGCAGUGGAUCUUCUCUAGCAAGCAGCUGUGGCUCUGGGAGUAACACAUCACCGAGUGAGAUUUCCUCAAGCAGUAGCACUGUCCUGUACAGCACUGGCAGUGAAUCAUCCCUAGAUGAUGAAAGUGAUUGCACUGUGGCUGAACCAGUUUUGGAGGCAGGGGGCCAUGAGCCCAAAGAGACACCAGAGCUGUGGGGAACUUAUCUGAGUGAUGAUAUGGAAAGACAGCUUGAGUCCUGGGCUUCAGAGAAACCUGAAGACUUUGUUCCUGUGACCCCAAAACUCAGGGGAAACAGUGACAAAGGUCUUGGACAGGUCACCCUGAGCCUAAUCAAGAAGCCCCAGCCUGUUUCCAUGGUUACAGCUGACAUACUGUCCACUCCAGUGGUCACUCCCAAACCAAGUUUCAGUGGUCAAGUGAAACUUGCACAGUUGGAGAACCAUGUCCCAGCUGAACUGCCAGAGCUUUGGGGAUGCUAUGUGAGUGCUGCAAUGCAGAGGCAGAUGGACCAGUGGGAGAGAGAGGCUAGUAGCCUGAACAUCAAGACUCCAUCCAGCAUUAGUCAGAGUCCUUUUCGAAAACCUGGGUCUGCAUCUAAUCCAUUGCUGCAGUCCAGUGUGGCUGCUAAGCAGCAAGUCAAUUGGUGUGCUCCCAAACACUGCCUCCAGUCUAGUGUGGUUGCUAGGCCAGUUGUCAUGCCAACUCAGCCUGUACUGCAGUCAGCUGUGGUUGUCUGGGCUACCCCUGUCCAGAGGAUCAUACCUGGCCCUGCACCGGCUGCUAGAUGGGGUCCCAGCUCUUACUCACAAUCCUCUGUGAGUUGUUCAGUUGCUAGGAAACGGCCACUGGAGGAGUAUGAGAAUGAGGCUGCUCCCUCAGCCAAGAUUCACAUUAACAAGAACCACCCAAGGUUCAGACACUUGUUCCAGUAAAUAAGCACGGGUGGAGGAUAAGUAUGGUUUUUAUUAUUUACAAAAAAAGAAAAAUGAAGCAUAUGCUUCACCAAAAAAAGUAAAAAAAUAAAAAUGAAGCAAGGCUUCGCCAAAAAAAGUACAAAAAAAAACAACAACACAAAAAUACCAAAAAAAGAUGUAACGUAGGUUUUGUAGUGUAGUUAUACUAUUAACACAAGAUGUAGCCUAGGUUUUGUAGUGUAGUUAUCCUAUUAAAUCUGUAUUAGAGAUUUGUUUACUGUUUUUUUUAUGUUCCUUCUUUGUUUAACUAUGCACAAAAUGUUCAUGGUUAGCUAUUGGGAUACCGUGAUUUCUGUUUGUUGUUGCAUCAAUGUGGCUGUCUUUUGUUUUCUGUCUUUUUAUCAUAAACUACCAAAUUUGAUAUAAAUUUAGAAGGAAGUUGCUCCAGUGACAAUUGUUAAAAGGGUUUCAAUAAACUUCAUAUAAUGGUCACAAGAGCUACAAUAGAUUUUCAAGGAAACAAAUCUCCCCUUUAACUACAAGGUUUAGAGGUUUGAUAAUAUGUUUGUUAUAUUGUACUUUGGUUAUUAAUGAAGUUUUUUGAAGCAUUAGCUUGGGGUAAAAAUGAACCAUUGUUACUCAAAAAAGUAUUGUUUCUGCUCAAUGACUUAAAUUUGAUAGUAAUUGUGCUCAAAUUUUGGUGCAGGCAGUUUACAUGUAUACCUAGCUUCCUAUUUCACCUGUGACCUAUAAGGUAUAGCUCAAGGUCUGAAAAUAAAUUCUGUUUCUGCUCAAUAGCUUGAUUUUUAUGGAAAUAUUGUUCCGAUAUUUUGUAUGUUGUUUGUUAGUCUGUUACAUGUAGACCUGGCUAAGGAUUGCAUUUGGGACAAUUUGGAUUAAGGUCAAGGUCACUGUUUAUUAAAAUAAAAACAACUGUUUCCCGCUAAAUAACUUAAGUUUGUUUGAAGUGUUUUUGAAAUAUAAUACUCACCUAAAAUUAUAAAUUUGAAAUAACAGUAUCCUCUUUGGGAUUUAGAUGUAAAAAGGCAAUCAAUUCACAUGUUCUUAUUUUAUGUAUGCUGAUGCAAUGUGUUUUUGUUUGCCAUUAUUCAUUGAGAUCAUUCUGGAGAUCACAGUUUCUAUUUCUGUAAUAUUUUUACAAUAACGAAUGUAAGUCAGAGUGAUGGCCACUAUUUUGAUAUUUGGCAAUGAGGCUUUACAAUUCUAUAAGAUGUUUUAUUUAAAAAAUUACAACAUAAAAAAUGAAAAGAAGACAUUUUCUUCCCAAGCCGAGAUCUAUUUCAGUUUUUAUAUGCGCUGAGAAAUUUCCAUCCAGGCCAUCCAGUAAAGCCUCCUAAUGCUUCCAAGCUUGACAAGGACACCAGCUCCAGUAGCAGUGAGUAGCAAGACAAGCUUGAAGGUCCCAAGCCCUUGGAAAAGCAGAGGGGGAGGACAUAUGCUUUUAGAUGACAUCCACAAUGGAACUAUGUUAAAACUCUAUCACCAUGAAGUUAUCACGACUGGACUCCAUCAACAUGCAGUCAUCUCAUCAGAACUUCAUCACCAUGCAGUCAUCACAACAGGACUCGUUCUGAUGCAGACAUGACAACAGGUCUCCAACCCCAUGCAGGAAUGUAUUGUUUUUACACUGAAAUAAUAAUACUAUUAAGCAAAUAAUACUUUAAAGUUUGUGUGAAGAGGUGUUGACAAGUUUAAAUUUAAUUAAAACUCUUAACAUGAAAUAACAGUAUCCUGUGUGGGACUUUGAAAUAAAAAAGCAAAAAUGUCAUAUUUUCUUAUUUUAAGUAUGCUUAUGAAAUAAGUUUUUUUUAAUGCUUAUUAAUCAUGAAGAACAUGCUGAAGAUCACAGUUUCUAUUACUGUUAUAUUCUUCAAAUAACCAAUGCUAGUCAAAUUGACUCAGAGAGAUGGCCAAUAUUUUGAUUUUGGGCAAUGAGGCUUUACAAUUCUAAAAAUGCUUGUGUAUUAAAAAAACAAUACAACAUUUUAAUGAAAGGCACAUAUUAUUUCCCCAGUCCAGAUCUUUUUCAGUUUUUCACAUGUGCUGAGUAACUUCCAUCCAGGCCAUCCUUUAGAGCCUCCUUAUGCGUCCAAGCUUGACAAGGACACCAGCUUCAAUGUACCAAUCAUAUUAUUUAGACCAUACUAAAAUUUCGUAGUUCGACCACAUUCUAACAAUGAAAUUAAAGUUGUGAAAUGGUUAACAAUGCUCUUCCCAUAUACAACUGGCAAAAUCAAACAAAUAAGGGGCCCUUAUUCUCAUUUUGCCAGUUGUAUAUGGGAAGAGCAUUGUUUGAACAAUGUUCAUAAAGACCACUUGGCAUCUGUUAAAGUCAAAAUAUUUCAGCAUGUAGACUUGAUAAUUAUUCUUCUCUAGAUCAUGACUGCAAAAUUGGCUCAAAUAAGUACAGGAAUAAAUAUACCUGAAGUACCUUGGAGGAAAAGUUCACCCAUUUGGCAUUAGAGGGCUUGAACCAAUGAUAGUUGAAACACUAGCACGGUGAUCUACACACUGAGCUGUAUUACAAAUGUAUACUUUUGUUACUUUGAUUGUUGUUGGUUCAGGUACUACCCUGGGUACUCUUUAGUAUACUAAAAUGUACUCGGGUAAGGAAAAUAUGCUUAAGGCAACCGGCCAUACUCUAUGGUACUUUUUAGUAUAUUUUCCAGCCGACAAUGACCAAUCUUGGUUGUCUCAGUUGGUCUUUGUUGUCUCAGAUACUACUUAAGAGUACUCUUUAAGUAUACUACAAUAUAUCCCGGGUAGGGAAUAUACGCUUAAAGGCAACCAGCCAUACUCUUGGGUACUUCUUAGCAUAUUCUCCAUAACCUGGGACCAAGGUACUUUGUAGUAUACUUAAGAGUUCCAAGGGUCCUUAUAUGUAGUAUCUGAGCUGACAAUCACCAAAUGAGCAUUAGUGAUUACAGUCUUUCUCAACAUUUCAGUUUCAGGAGAGCAUUUCAGAAAUUAGAAAUGAGUAGAAACAUUACCGCCACCUGUGAUUGUAACAAACCUGUGAUUCCUUCAUUGAUAGUCAUCUGAUCUACAGGAACAGGAAAUUCCUCUCUUCAAUUAUUUUAUUAGGUUGUACUUGUACUAAACAGGUUCGAUAUUAGCCAAUGGGUAUUUUUUAAUCAGAACUGUUCACAGACUGAGAUCAAACAAAUAUUUUUUAACAAUAUAUUCCUGAAAUUUUAUUGCUGUUUCAGUAUUUUGAAAUUUCAAUUUUUGACUUCAAGCAAAAUUGAUAUUAUUAAAAAACAGCACAUGAGAAUAAGUCCCUUAAAAUGGUGGCAUAUUUCUGAGGAUAUUAACAGAGGAAAACACAACCAUACUAUCUUGUUGAUUUUAAUACCAGCUACUUAACUCAUGUGUAAAGGCGGAACCAUUAAAUAAGGAUAAAUACAAUACUUGAAAAAACAUGAACAAUUCAGAAUAAUAAAAAAUAAACUUAAGCUGUCAUAUUUUGCAGAUUCAAAGAUGUUUGUUAUGAAAGAAAAUUCCUGUAAAAAAAUAUCUUAAAGGAAGUUUUUAAAUAAAAUCACAGAUAAAAUAUUUUUAAGGACUAUAAUCUUAGAAUUGCUCAUUUUCCUCUAACAUGCCCUUGUAUUUCAAGAUAGAAUACUUUCCAUGCCAGAGGAAAGAGGUCUGAGUUCAAAUCCCAGCGGGGGCUCCAGAGGAGAUGCAUUUUGGGACCAAUGGUUGUAUUUGCUUUACUUUAUCCUUAAACUCAACCAAUUCAACAUGAAAAUGUAUUGAAAAUAACUCUCUUUCUACAUACAUGAAAAAACAUUAAUGCAUAACAUCAUUUUACUUCUUUUUAGUCACUUUAACUAUACACUUUCAAGCAACAUUAAAAUGCAAAAGAAUAACAUUAGUGGUGUCAAUGGACUGCAUACAGUACAAGGUAUGAUGAAAAAAAAUUGGUUAGAAUAAACUCAAUAAUUAUAUAGCAAUUUCUCAUUUAUAACAGUUUAAAUAAAUUAUUAACUGGGCGCACUGCUUCUUUUUUGCGAUUUCUGACUAUACCUUAUUUAUGUGAAAUUGUGAAAAAUAAAUCCUUAAGUUUAAAAAGAUGGUAGUUCUAAAAAGGGAACUAUAAGCAAGAAUCAAUAAUAACUGGUGACAGUCAUGUUCCAGUAUUUAAAUACAUGUAAUUUACACACACUUUACAAAUGUCAUACUAUCACUCAUACAACCAUUAAACCAUUGAUGAAAUUGCCUAAAUUUCAUAAUUUUUAUAUAUGACCACAUUUGUGAAUUUAAGCUUUGAAAUUGUGGAGAGGGGGGGGGGGGGGAAGAAUUUCGUGUGUGUACUUAUGAACUGAAUAAAACAUAAGAAGCAAAAACAAUUUACUGGGAUUACAACUGACUCCUGGAUAUCUUCCAACUGAAGUCAUGCAGUAUGUUACUUUGAACUGGAAUCCCAUAUUGUUGAAAAGCCAUUGUUUAAUGUCCUGAGUAUUGGUAAGCAGAUCAGUGUAAAAAUGCAACGACUUAACUUUUUCUGAAGAAUGUUCAUGCAUUCACUUCUUCACAUUUGAACUCUGGAACAUUUUACAGUGUGGAUUAAAAUUGUUUACUGUUUUUGACACUUAACUAAAUAUAAUGUGACUGGUGAACAAAUGCCAUUUCUCUUUACUGUGAAAUGUUGUUUUGCCUCAAUCUCCAGGUUAUUUCCUGAAAUUAGACAGUAUUACAUAUUUAUAAGAAUUAAAAGCUUUAAAUUUAUGAUGGUGACAUUACGUGUUACAUUAUUGAUAAAUUUUGCAGACAAAAAUAAAAUAUAACCUCUUUUCUUUAAGAGUUGUUUAACCCUUUACCACUUAGACAUGUAUUUUCAGGCAUGUCAAAACUCAGAAAGUUUAAUGUAAUUACAUUUGUUUGCACAUACCAUAGGCAUUUUAACUUUGCAUCUCAGUGAGAAAGAAAUUAUGGCAGAUUUACAGUAUAUCAAUUGACUAUUGCCUCAUUAUAAACAAGGUCAUACAAUUUGAAUUUAUGUUUAUCGUCUAAGGGGUGCCUAAACUUUCUUUGAUCAAGUGGAAUAUUGUGUUUUCAAGUGUAUGAAAAGCAACCUACAGUGACCUAUAUAACGACAACACCUGCGCUAUUCCAUUAAAAACUUGUAUUCAUGUUCGGUGAAUAUGUGUUAUCCUGGUCUUCACCACUUUGGAAAAAUUUAUUUACACCAUAGGCAUAAAUAAAGCUGACUGAUUGAAUAAACGUUUAAUAAGAAUUGUUUAUACGGUAUGUGAUUUUGAAUUGAUUUUAAAUAAAUUAGCUUUGUACCAACCGAUACGUAGGUUUAACAAAACUAGUUUAUUUUGGAGUUAGUAUGUACUUAAAAAGCUGAAGAAGUAUUUUGUUUUGAUUAAGAUAUAAACGCUUCUAAUAUUCUUCCUUCAGAAUGGUGAGUUUCCUCUGAUUAUAAAUAAAUGCAUAGAUUUAAACAUUAUGAAGUGGUUGUUUUGUCUUUAAUACUACCUUUUUAUCUUGUUUUUAUUGCCCUUUUAGAACUUUAAAAAUAUAUACCCCAGUAAUUGUAGAUCUUAAAUAUUCAAUGAUGUAAAAUGUAUGUUUUUAAAAUUUAAAUCCCAUAUCCACAUAAUAUUGAAUUAAGACUGAUGUAAAAUUAUUGUAGGUGAUGGUUUUCUUUAAAGCAGUGUGUUGCUACUCAUGUAUUACAAUUUUAUGACUUCAUGAAAGCAACAAAGCAAUAUGAUAAGAACAAUGUUUUUUGUAAGAUAGAUUAAUCAAAAACUAAAAUAUUAACCACAAUCAUGAAAUCAUUUUUUACAGAAGACCAUUUUUUAUAGACUUGUAGUUUGUUUAUUCCUGCUUUAUUCUUCUUUUCGAAAAGUCAUGUGGGCGCUAAACAUAGAAUCAAAUUUGUAUGGCCUGAUUCAUAUAACAUGUACAACUUUUGGUGAUCAGAGACAUUGAUUUAUGAAACGCACAAAAUAAGAUGCCUCUAAAAUUAAUAAAAAAAAUAAAUGCAUAAAAAUGCCUUUAAAAAGUAUUACCGGUACAUGAACAUAUGAUAAUAUCCUUGACCUGUUCUGCAUCGAAUAAAAUUCUGGUGUCCAAAAGUCACUGUGUUAUUAGUUGAAGAGGCAGCUGCGCAUCUUUUCUCUUGUGGCAGUACACACGGACCGCUUUCAGACUUAUUCAAGAACAAUAAGCAAUUUAUUUAGUUGAUAAAGUCUUCAGUUGAACAAUUAAAUGGUUUGUUCAAUCAUUAAUAUCUCGACUGUACUCGAAACGAAAUUUUUUAGCGGGAUUACAAAAUUUAAGGUUCCGUUAAGAAAAUUCGUAGCGAGUAAACUCGAGUUAUAGCGCGAAUAUUGAUACGAGUUAAACACUUCUCACUUACUGAUAUGGCUGGAGUGAGCAGCAUUAAACAAUUAAAAACAAUAAUAAAUAGUAUAAAACGGCGAAAAUUUCCUGUUUUGGCAUGGACGUCGCCAUCUUGAUCGUUGCGAGUUUCGUAAUGUAAUAUGUUUUUAUCUGAAUUCAAGAUAUAAUGUACAUAUAACUGACUUUUGGUUUCAGUUAUAAAAGCGUCAUUACGUCGUUUUAGUUUAUCAAAAGGAAAAUCAUGUUAAGUGUUAAAAGAGAUAAUUUUGCCGUCCAAUAACAUACAUAGAUGAUAUUUGUUGGAUUCGGUGGAAUAUCGAUUUUAUUUGACGAGUGAUCAUAGAAAACACUAUUUUCACGAGUGGCGCAGCCACGAGUGAAAAUAUAUAUUUUCUAUGAUCUCGAGUGAAAUCAAAUCGAUAUUCCAUCGAAUUCAACAUAUUUUCUUUUUAUUUUAUGUUUAUUCACCGUUUAUUUACAUUGUUAAUGAGUUAAUCUGGAUACUUUUGCUGGAGUUAUGACGUCAUUUCUUUGAAAAAAUGACGUCAUUUCACAGUAAAACAGUGACGAAUAUCGAUAUUUUUCACUGUCAUUUUUCACUGUUUAAAACAGUGGAAUACCAGUUUUAUUUAACUGAUAUUUCUCUAUAAACCACCGGAAAGCAUAAAAUAAAACAGGAUCUGACACCGUUUGCGAUGUAACUGGAUGAAAUCCACAGAUAAUGUGUUGGUGAGGUAAUCAGAGUAGAAAAAUGUCAGGAAAAAUAUAUCAUUACAAAAAUAGAAUGCCAACAAUUAAGACUCAAUCACGGUUUAAAUCCAAAACCAGUAUAAAUUAGUAUGAAUCAAAGUUCAAAUGUAAGGAGCCAUGUUAAUGGGCAAUGUUAAAAAAGUGAUACAAAAGAACGGGGCUAAUUCCAUGUGCGGAACAUGUCGUUCCGGACUUUACAGGAUAUUCUGAUACAACACAUUACACACAUGCAUUUAGCCGCGUUUUCCAAGAGUAAGGCUCAAAUUAUUUUAUCUGUUACUGUUUCUGAAUGUGCAAAUUAUAGAAGUCGUCAGGUCCGUGUCCUACUAAGCCGUUUUUUUGCAGGUAUGUACCUGGGCAUGGUCACUGUCCUGGCUGCGGUGGGUAUACUGAUGACCAUUAUGCUUUUGAUGGUCUUCAAUACGGAAGGGGACGUCAAUCAGUCCGUCUCCGAAAGUUGCGAUCUGCGCUUUCUGAAGUUCGCCGCUUGCUUCAUCUGCUCGUCCAAACGUCGCGUUAUUUAUACCGUUCUACGACGGAGAGGGUCGGCCUCAACGGUCCAGGUUUCACCAACACAAGGGAACCGGUCCGCCAGUCGCGGUAACCAGCCAGUCACCGAUAGCUUUGAUGGAGAGGCCGAUAUGAUCUGGAAGGAGGUAGCCAUUGUCCUAGACAGAUUCGUGUUUGUCGUAUUUCUAGCGGUGACAAUCUUUAUGAACGUAGGUUGCCUGGUAGGAUUGAUGGUGGGAGCGGACCAAAAGAAACUAUGAUGACGUCACCGUUAUGACGUCAUAUGCGCUCUAGAACAUUAUGUAAUGGUCUAGUUCUCUUAUGCAUGCAUCUGCCAGGUUUUAUGACCUUAAUCCGGAUGUGAAAAUCCAUCAUCAAAGUCACAAGAUAGGCGAAAAUAGGGUCGAAGUCUGAAGAAUAGCGCGGUAAAAUAUACUCCCCGAUAAUUUAGAGGCAUUAAUUAUGGAAGAAAACUCGUACGUCCGGAAUAAAGAGUCACGAAAAAAAAUAUUAUUGCUAUAAAAAAGGGUAUCCGAAAACUUAGAGUAAUUACGGUUAACAAACGUGAUUAAAUUAUAAAAACACACAACAUUGCACAGAGACAGACAACUGUAAAAAUGUACAUGCACGAUAUUUCGUAUAAGGUAUUCAAACAAUGGAUGAAAAUGACUGUAAAACUUGAAAGCAGACAAUUUAGCAAAAAAUAAGAAGAAAACAGUCAAAGUAUGAUUUUGUGAAUCAAUGUUUCGAUUUCAAAGCCGCCCGAUUUGAUGUUGGUAUAUUUUCCCAUUUUUGUUAUGUGUCGCACAAAAGUCAUUAUGAGUCCAAAUGUGUUUGUAUUUAUGACAGAUGUGCAAAAAAAUGGUGAAAAGCGGUCAAGAAAUGCCCAAAGUCAGUACAAAGAUAGGGCUUUUCAAUUUCUGUGCAUGAACAGAAAUAAUCUUAAUUUUAAACACGCGCGGGUCACAUGUUAAACCACGUGACCAUCGCAUAUAUGUUUACAACGCCAUUUGCAUUACCCGUUUACAAAGCGAAAAGCAAAGAGACAGUACAUAGCAGCGUCAUGAUUUUGCAGCGUGAUUUUUUUUUUGGAAAUAUCUAUGCAUAUUACUCGACAAAUUUCAAUAAACUUUCAUCACGCUUGAUAAAAACUCCUUUUUUUCAAUCCACAAAUCGGCCUUAUUGAAUUCGCUCUGAUCUGAGAAAUCGUUUUUAUGCAAUCAGCUUGCAUUCUGUCUUUUUACGAACAUUAUAUUCAAUACAUAAUGAUCCUCGUUUAUCCAUUAAGACAAAAUAUGUUUUAUAAUCACUUUGCUAGUUCUGUCCGUAGACAUAGUUCUUUUGUAAAUUGCUUGUGUUAUUUAGUAGUUCUUCUUUGUUUUAAAAUGCGCGGAGGUGGAAAUCACGUGAAAUUGGCGCUCACGUGACCCAAAGCGUGCACACGUCACAGGUUAAAAAUAGUCUUGAGGAUUCCGUUAUAUUGAACAUGAUUAGGUUUAGAAUUUUUUAUGCUUUUGGCAUUUGUUUUGCGAAAAUCUGUAUGAAAGAGUUAAGCUUAAGAAUGUAUCUGACGACUACUGAUAAAUUCCGGUCAGUUGAGAUAACCGAAUUGUUGUGAGAAAUACCACCUCGGACGGCUUUUAUACGAGUUCAACCUUUAACAAACGGUCAAAUCUAUGUGUAUGCGUUGUACAAAGUACAGCAAUUUAACGAUAAUAAACUUAAUGUGCGUCUAUUUAACUACUUUUCGCACCACAUGGACAAAAUAUUCGGUACACCAUAUUUGUCAUUUUUAAGUUGAUUACAAUCACAGGAAUGUAUAAGCGUUUUCGGGUAAAUAUAGAGAUUAAUAGGUUGGUGACGUGGAAGGAGAAUGGUUAUCUGGCAAGUCGGAGGAAGUUCGGCUCACCCGAUAAGAUCCUCCGACGAGCCAGAUAACCAUUCUUCAUCCACGUCACCAACCUAUUAUUCUAUUUAUCCUGUCACAUUCGUUGAAAUGCUUCUAAAGUAUCUAGUUUUCGAGUAUUUUGUGUUUAAGUAUUUAAUAUGGGGAAAAACACGCGCGAACAAAAACAUUGUUACGUCACGUCAUGCAAAACGCUUGGGCUAGCUUCCAUCUUGUUAAACAACACAGAAAUCGAGUCAAUCGUUAUUAAUUCAAUACACAAAGACAAAAUUAUGCUGUUAAAAUAAUAAUGUUUAAACAAACAGUGCUUUACAUGUUUGUUUUUUUUAAUUGAAAACAGGUAUAUUUUAUUAAUAGAAAAUAGUACAGGCGUGCGCAUGCGUGGAGAGCAUCUGACGGAUAUUCGAGGUCACGUGGUCAUCUAGCCUAAUAUCUUUUGGGAUAUUAGGUUACCUGGUUAUCGGGCUGAUUUAAUGGCAUGUGACAGGAUAAAAGAAAAUAUUCCGGUAGAGAAUUAUGGAUUCACCCGACAGCAUUUGUAACAGUGUCGUUAAUUUUAAGCUUUAGGCAUCGCAUCCCUUUAUUUGUUUAAAGAUUUAACAAAUGAUUAAUAAAUUCUUAAAAUUUAAUUAAUAAUUGGAAGUCUUUGAGAAUCUUUGUUUAUUAUGUUGUGUGCCAUUUAAAGAUAUAAAAUUUUAAAGUUUUGUUCUGAAAUUGAGAUAAUAAUAAUAAAAUAUAAACGCUU
This is a messenger RNA of Dreissena polymorpha, 11765 nucleotides long. RefSeq lists its product as uncharacterized. The record is from RefSeq and is a predicted model, not a curated record. The transcript has 7 exons. NCBI's taxonomy places the organism in Eukaryota, Metazoa, Mollusca, Bivalvia, Myida, Dreissenidae. The coding region runs from base 91 to 1491 and encodes 466 amino acids.